Orbilia oligospora ATCC 24927 is the source of this 1815-nucleotide messenger RNA. RefSeq lists its product as uncharacterized. NCBI's taxonomy places the organism in Eukaryota, Fungi, Ascomycota, Orbiliomycetes, Orbiliales, Orbiliaceae. The record is from RefSeq and is a predicted model, not a curated record. Gene Ontology annotation, biological process: regulation of transcription by RNA polymerase II. Bases 1 to 1815 code for a protein of 604 amino acids. The transcript is spliced from 2 exons.
AUGGCCGCCCCGCUGCUUUCUUCUCCGUCUUACGCUUCCGAAUGCACUUCUCCGGAACACCUCCACGCUAUUGUCGAUAUUGGCAGUAACGGUGUUCGUUUCUCGAUUACUACUCUUCAUCCUCUCACUGCUCGUAUUCUCCCAACUCUCUACACCGACCGGGCUCCCAUCUCCCUCUACGAUGCUCAGUAUCAGUAUUCCACGCUUUCUUCAACUCACAUAAAAUCUCCAAUCCCCGCUUCUACCAUAACAGCAAUAACCACCACCCUCCUCCGCUUCCGAACGAUCUGCAACGCCUACAAAGUCCCAGAAUCCCACAUAAAACUAAUAGCAACCGAAGCCACCCGUACCGCCCCAAACAGCCUUGAAUUCCGCCAAGCAAUCCAAGAUGCCGUCGGGUGGCCCGUCGAAAUGCUUCCGAAGUCCGAAGAAGGACGGAUCGGUGGCCUGGGAAUCGCAAGUAGCUUUGCAACCGUGGAAGGGUUGGUGAUGGAUUUGGGUGGUGGAUCGACGCAGUUAUCGUGGAUGGUAUCGAAACAUGGAGAGUUGGAAAGUGCGAAGGAGGCGGUUUCCUUACCCUUCGGAGCGGCGGCGUUGACCAAGAAAUUGCAAACGGCUAUCAACGCCACCGCUGUUGAAGCUACGGCGGCACAUAUUAGAGAGGAAUUCGAGAAGGCUGUGGCUUCUUUGCAGGUUCAUCCGGAACUUACUGUGAAGGCGGAGAAGGAAGGUGGGUAUACGCUAUACCUUUCCGGUGGGGGGUUCCGUGGUUUUGGAUAUCUACUUUUGGCGGAACACGAGGUUCAACCGUAUCCAAUUCCUAUAAUUAACGGGUUCUCGGCCAAAAGGGAGCAUUUUGUCAAAUUGGCAGAUAGGAUUGGAGUGGAGCUUUCCGGAGGACAGCAGGAAGAAUUGGCGGGGAAGUUCAGGAUAUCUGAGAGAAGGGCCUUGCAGGUCCCUGCCGUGGCGUUCCUGAUUAGGAAUUUAUUGAAGUGUUUACCGCAGAUAAAGGAUGUUGUGUUCUGCCAGGGAGGGGUUAGGGAAGGAUGUUUGUAUUCCACUUUGAGCAAAGAAGUCCGGAAGGCGAACCCUUUGGUGGUUUCUACGGAGGUCUAUAGAAGUCACGGAGCGGGUAAACUGGCGAGGGUUAUCAAUGAUGCUCUUCCGAAGAGUACACCCGAUGUACUUUGGAGAGAAAUCGUACCUGCGCUGGCGAACUUAUUAUACUUUCACCAGGGGAUACCGAAGGAAGGAAGGGCGGCUGCGGGUUUGCAUUUUACGACUACAGGGUUACUUGGUGGGGUUCACGGGUUGACGCACAAGGAACGGGCAUUACUGGGAUUGGUACUUUGUGCUCGAUGGGGUGGGGAGGUUGCCGAGUGGGGGUUUAGGGAAAGACUUGAGCGGGUAGUUGGCGAUGAGAUGGCUUGGUGGGCUAGAUAUGUUGGUGCUGUUGCUCAGGCCGUGGGGAUGGUCUUCCCGGUUGGGAUCCCUGGGGAGGAAAAAGGUGAUAAUACGGAUGGAAUUCAACCUUUGGAAAGAAGAGAUAGCAGUGGGAGUGGAAGUGAAAGUGGGAGCAGCGGGAGGAGGAGGAGGGCGAGUCUUAUGGAUGAUAAGAUUAGCUUCUUUGCUAGGGACACGGCUAGGAAAGAGAACUUGGAUUUGGUGCUGAAGGUUAGAGUAGUCAAAGAUGAUCCGAAUACUUCUGCUCUGAUGGUUAAGAAGGCGCUUGAUGAUAUCGAGAAAGUUGGCAAAAAGAAGAAUUGCAAGGGCUUCAGGAGAAAGGUUUCUGUUAUUUGGGAGACAGCAGAGUAA